Molecule: messenger RNA, 13559 nt
Organism: Notechis scutatus (mainland tiger snake)
Lineage: Eukaryota; Metazoa; Chordata; Lepidosauria; Squamata; Elapidae
Source: RefSeq, a predicted model, not a curated record
CUGAGGGAAGCUUCAGCCUGCCGAAGCAGAGCUUUUGGUGUCCGGUUAGGCGCGUGGGCUUGGCCAUGGCUGAGGCAGGAGGACAACCUGAGGAAACGUCUGCAGUUGACGAGUUCAUUGAUAUUAUCAAGAGCAGAUCUGAUGAAAGGGAAGAUGUUCAAAAGAAAACAUUCACAAAAUGGAUAAAUGCACAGUUUUCUAAGUUUGGUAUUCAUCCAAUUGAAGAUCUCUUCAAAGAUUUGCAAGAUGGUCGAAAGCUUUUGGAACUCCUGGAAGGUCUUACAGGACAAAAACUUGGGAAAGAAAAGGGCUCCACUAGAGUUCAUGCCUUGAACAAUGUCAAUAAAGCACUACAAAUCUUGCAGAAAAAUAAUGUAGAUCUGGUAAAUAUUGGCAGUAUAGAUAUUGUGGAUGGAAAUCAUAAAUUGACCCUUGGAUUGGUUUGGAGUAUAAUUCUCCACUGGCAGGUAAAAAAUGUUAUGAAAAGCAUCAUGGCUGGACUGCAACAAACAAACAGUGAAAAGAUCUUGUUAAGCUGGGUUCGUCAAUCAACUCAGAACUAUCCACAGGUCAAUGUUUUUGAUUUCACCAAUAGCUGGUCUGAUGGUUUGGCUUUCAAUGCACUCAUACACAGUCACAGGCCAGAUCUCUUCAAUUGGGAGAUUGUGAUUUAUCAACAGUCCGCUGUGCAGAGAUUAGAUCAUGCAUUCAAUAUAGCUAAACAAUACCUAGGAAUUGAGAAACUCCUUGAUCCUGAAGAUGUUGCAACAACUUAUCCUGACAAGAAAUCCAUCUUGAUGUAUGUGACAUCACUUUUCCAAGUCCUGCCCCAGAAGGUUACUCUAGAAGCCAUCCAUGAAGUUGAAACAUUGCCACAGGAAGUAAAGCACAUUAGAGAACAACAAAUCCAAUUACAUCCACAACUGUUUUCUCAACAGAUCAAAGUCAGUGUAGCACAGGGCCAUAUGUGCACCCCUUCACCUAAGCCUCGUUUCAAAAGCUAUGCAUACACACAAACUGCUUAUGUCAUGUCCUCUGACCAAAAAGGGAUGAUGUUCCCUCCGCAGCAUUUUGAAAGUCAAGAACAGAAGUUAUUUGCAACUUCACCCAUGAGUUCAGAAACAGACCUAGAAAGCUACCAAACUGCAUUAGAAAAAGUCCUAUCAUGGCUUCUGUCUGCUGAAGAUUCAUUGCAAGCACAAGGAGAGAUCUCCGCUGACGUAGAGGAAGUUAAAGAACAGUUUCACACUCAUGAGGGUUUUAUGAUGGAAUUAACUGCUCACCAGGGAUGUGUUGGUGACAUUUUGCAAGCAGGCAGCCAACUUUUGGGAACAUUUGGAAAACUUUCAGAAGAUGAAGAAAAUGAAAUACAAGAACAAAUGAAUAUUCUAAAUUCACGCUGGGAAAAUCUAAGAGUCAGAAGUAUGGAAAGACAGAACAAUUUACACCAAGUUCUAAUGGAUUUACAAAAUCAGCAGCUCAGUGAGCUAUCUGACUGGUUAGCUAAAACAGAAAAAAGAACAGCAAAGAUGGAGUCAGAACCUUUGGGGCCUAAUCUAGAAAGCUUAAAGAAGCAGGUAGAAGAACAUAAGAUUCUUCAAGAAGACUUAGAACAGGAACAAGUCAAGGUUAAUUCACUUACUCAUAUGGUAGUUGUAGUAGAUGAGGCUAGUGGAGAUAGGGCUACAAUUGCAUUAGAACAACAACUUCAGCUUUUAGGAAACCGUUGGGCAACAAUAUGUAGAUGGACAGAGGAUCGUUGCUUUAUUCUGCAAGAUGUUCUUCGAAAAUGGUUGCAAUUUAUUGAAGAACAGGGUCUUUUGGAUACAUGGUUUACUGAAAAGGAAGAAUUUGUGACCACUAUCCAUACUACCGAUUUCAAAGACCAGAAAGAAAUGUUGGAAAAUCUACAAAAAUUGGCCAUCUUGAAAGGAGAAUUGGAAAUCAAGAGACAAUCAUUGGAUAAACUGAAUUCUCUCAGCCAGGAUGUCCUCUCAGCAGUAAAAAGUAAAGGAUUAUCACAAAAACUGGAAGGGUGGCUACAAAACAUUAGUCACCGCUGGGAUAGUUUGGCACAGAAGCUGGAGGGCAGUUCUAAGCAGAUUUCACAAGCUGUUGCUGACAUUCAAACAUCAUUAACACAGACCACAGUAAUGGAAACUGUGACUAUGGUGACCACCAGAGAGCAGAUCCUGGUUAAACAUGGUAAAGAGGAGCUCCCACAAGUCCCAUCUCCCAAGAAGAGGCAAUUUAUUGUAGAUUCUGAAAUUAAGAAAAGAUUUGAUGUUGAUACAACAGAACUUCACAGUUGGAUGACUCGUUCAGAAGCUAUACUACAGAGUCCUGAGUUUGCAAUAUAUAGAAAAGAAGGAAACCUAUCUGAUCUCAGAGAAAAAGUUAAUAUCAUAGAACGAGAAAAACCUGAAAAGUGCAGGAAGCUUCAAGAUGCCAAUAGAUCAUCUGAGGCCCUCGUAGAACAGAUGGUGAAUGAUGGGCUUAAUGCUGACAAUAUCAGACAGGCUUCAGAACAGUUGAACAUCCGGUGGAUUGAGUUCUGUCAAUUACUGAGUGAAAGACUGGCAUGGUUGGAGUAUCAAAAUAACAUCAUUGCCUUCUACUCUCAGCUGCAGCAAUUGGAGCAUACAGUAAUUACUGUUGAAAAUUGGAUCAAAGCACAGCUCUUACCAGCAGCAGAUCCUGAUGCAGUGAAAAUACAGUUAGAUAGGUGCAAGGAUGAAGUGGUCCACUUUUCAAGCAUUCAACCUCGGAUAGAAAAACUGAAGGUACAAGGCAAAGCACUAAAAGAGAACCAACAGUGUCCAGUGUUUUUGGAAGCAGAUCUUGUUGCCUUUAGUAAUCAUUUCGCUCAAGUAAACAAUGAUUUGAAAGCAAGAGAAAAACAGCUACAAACAACUUUUGAUAUUUUGCCACCUGUACGGUAUAAAGAAAUUAUGAAUACAAUUCUCUUGUGGAUACAACAAUCAGAAACAAAGCUCUCCAUCCCAGAAGUUACUGUCACAGAUUUAGAAACUGCGGAGAAAAGGCUCAAGGAGUUAAAGGAUUUACAAAGUUCUCUGCAAGAACAGCAAAAUGGAAUCGAUUAUUUAAGCACAACUGUGGAAGAGAUGUCUAAGACAGCUCCUGCAGGGGUCAGUCAGAAGUACCAGUCAGAAAUUGAGGUAAUCCUUAAAAGUUGGAAAAAGUUAUCAACUCAGCUGGUGGAAAAUUGUCACAAACUUGACGAACAGAUAACAAAGUUGAAGCAGUUCCAGAAUGACACAAAAACCCUGAAAAAAUGGAUGGCUGAAGUGAAUAUUUUUCUAAAUGAAGACUGGCCAGCACUUGGAGAUUUAGAAGCACUAGAGAAACAAUUAGAACAGUAUACAGCUUUGGUGAAUGACAUCCAGACAAUCCAGCCUAAUUUGAAUAGUGUUAAUGAGAUUGGACAAAAAAUGAACAAGGAAACAGAGCCAGAGUUUUCUUACAAAUUACAGACUGAUCUUAAAGCACUGAAUGCUGAAUGGGAUAGUAUUUGCCAGCAGGCCUAUGCUAAGAAAGCAGCAUUGAAUAACAGUUUGGAUAAGACUGUAAGUCUACAAAAAGAUUUGUCAGAAAUGCAUGAGUGGAUUACACAAGCAGAAGAUGAAUAUCUGCAGAGGGAUUUUGAAUACAAAACACCAGAUGAACUGCAGAAAGCUAUUGAAGAAUUAAAGAGAGCAAAAGAAGAGGCCCAACAGAAAGAGAUGAAAGUAAAACUUCUCACUGAUUCUGUGAACAAUUUUAUAGCAAUAGCUCCACCUGCAGCUCAUGAGGGUUUAAAAAAAGAACUUGACGUUUUAACUAAGAAUUACCAGCGACUGUGCAGCAGGAUAAAUGGGAAAUGCAAAACACUGGAGGAGGUAUGGGCAUGUUGGCAUGAGCUUCUGUUGUAUUUGGAUAUUGAAAGCAAAUGGUUGAAUGAGCUGGAAUCAAAAAUCAAGGCAACAGAAAAUAUUCAAGAAGCUACAGAAGAGAUAUCAGUAGCACUAAAUUCUCUGAAAACAUUAAGACAGCAUCCAGAAGAUAAUCGCAAUCAGAUUCGUGAGCUGGCACAAACUUUAACAGAUGGUGGAGUUUUGGAUGAAUUGAUCAAUGAGAAACUUGAAAAAUUCAAUAUUCGGUGGGAAGAGCUACAACAAGAGGCUGUGAGAAGUCAGAAGUUUCUUGAACAAAGUAUCCACUCUGCUCAGGAGAUUGACAAAACCCUUCAAUUAAUUCAAGAGUCUCUGGCCUUCAUUGAUCGACAAUUAACAGGAUAUAUUAUAGAUCGAAUUGAUGCAGCACAUGUACCUCAAGAAGCACAGAAAAUUCAAUCAGACUUAACAAGCCAUGAGAUUAGCUUGGAUGAAAUGAAGAAAUGUAACCAGGGUAAAGAAUCUGCCAAAAGGAUAUUCUCUCAAAUUGAUACUGCACAGAAAAAAUUACAAGAUGUCUUUAUGAAAUUUCGCUUGUUCCAAAAGCCAGCCAAUUUUGAGCAGCGAUUACAAGAAAGUAAAAGAAUUUUAGAUGAAGUAAAAUUGCAAGUGCCAAAGUUGGAAUGGAGAAGUGUUGAGCAGGAAGCAAUGCAGUCACAGCUGGAUAAUUGUAUGAAAUUAUAUAAAACUCUUAGUGAAGUGAAAUCUGAAGUGGAAACAGUAAUAAAAACUGGGCGUCAGAUUGUACAGAAGCAGCAAACUGAAAAUCCCAAAGAACUAGAUGAAAGGCUGACAGCUUUGAAAUUACAGUAUAAUUAUUUGGGUGCCAAGGUAACAGAGAAAAAGCAAGAACUAGAGAAAUGUUUGAAAUUAUCUCGGAAACUCAGAAAGGAAAUGAAUGCUCUGACAGAAUGGCUGGCAAUGAUAGAUUCAGAACUGACAAAGAGAUCAGCAGUAGAAGGAGUGCCUAUCAAUUUAGAUGCUGAACUUGCCUGGAGCAAGGGAACACAAUUAGAGACUGAAAAACGACAGCAUCAGCUGAAGAUUAUCACUGACUUGGGAGAGGGAUUGAAGAUGGUGCUUAAAGGGAAAGAAAGAUUGGUGAAUGAUAAACUCAGCCUUCUCAGUAGUAACUGGAUUGCAGUAACUUCACGAGCUGAGGAAUGGUUUAAUUUGCUGCUGGCAUAUCAAAAACAUAUGGAAACAUUUGAUCAGAAUGUUGUUAAUAUCACCACAUGGAUGUAUCAAACAGAAAUACUCUUAGAUGAAUCUGAAACCCAAAGCCCCCAGCAGAGAAACAACAUUCUUAAGUGCUUAAAGGCUGAGCUAAAUGAUAUGCGUCCAAAGGUAGACUCUGUUCUUGACCAAGCCAUUGACUUGAUGACAAAUCGUGGAGGUCACUGCAGGAAAGUAAUAGAACCUAAACUGACAGAGCUCAACCAACGGUUUACAACAGUAUCAGAAAGAAUUAAACAUGAAAAGCCCUUCAUUUCUUUGAAGGAAUUGGAGCAGUUUAACUUUGACAUACUAAAAUUGCUUGAACCAUUGGAGGCUGAAAUUCAGGAGGGGGUGAAUCUGAAAGAAGAAGACUUCAAUAAAGAUAAGAGUGACAAUCAUGAGGGCACUAUAAAAGAAUUGCUUCAACGUGGAGAUAUGCUUCACCAAAUGAUCAAGGAUGAACAAAAAAGAGAAGAAAUAAAAAAGAAACAGCAUUUGUUGCAAAACAGACAUAAUGCUCUCAAGGAUAUGAGAUCAGACAGAAGGAAAAAAGCUUUGGAGAUUUCACAUCAGUGGUAUCAAUAUAAGAAGCAGGCAGAUGAUUUAAUGAAGUUCCUGGAUGACAUAGGAAAAAAAAUGUCAGUCCUGUCAGAUCCCAUAGAUGAACAUAAGCUAAAGGAAAUUGAUCGAGAACUGGAGAAGAAGAAGGAAGAGCUGAACAUUGUACAGAGGCAAGCUGAUCGCUUGUCUAAGGAUGGGGCUGCAAAAGCAGUGGAACCAACCCAGAUACAGCUCAGCAAGCGCUGGCAAGAUAUUGAGAGCAAAUUUGCUCAGUUUCGAAGACUCAACUAUGCACAAAUUCAAACUGUUCAUGAGGAGACUACUGUACUGAUGACUGAAGGUAUGCCAAUGGAAACUUCUUAUGUUCCUUCUGCAUACCUGGCAGAGAUCCAACAACUUCUACAAGCUUUGUCCACCUUGGAAGACUUCCUUAUUUCUUCCACCCUUCAGGGAAAGGACUAUGAAAAUCUUGUUAGAAAAGAAGAUGAUCUCAAGAAAAUUAAGGACACCGUAGGGAGAUAUUCAAAUCAAAUUGAAAUCAUUCAGAACAAGAAGCCUGCAGUUCUGAAAAGUGCCACACAUGGUGAAGCUAUGAAAAUUGAGGAAAAGCUUACUCAACUUACUUCCCAGUGGGAAAAAGUUAAUAAGAUACAUUGGGAUCAACAGGCAAAAUUUGACAAAUCAUUGGAAAAAUUGAGAAAUUUCCAUCAUGAUAUGAAGAAUUUUAACCUCUGGCUAACUGAAAUAGAACAAACUUUAGCUAAAAUAGCUAAAGAUGAUCCAAAUGUUUCUAAAAGCAAGCAAUACAUCCAGGAUCUUCAGGAUGAUAUUGAGAGGCAGCAAGCUGUUGUCAGAAAUUUGAACAUAGAUGGAGAUAAGAUUAUUCAGCAAUCAUCAGCAACAGAUGCCAGCAUUUUAAGAGAACAAUUGGACAGUUUGAAUUCCCAAUGGAAAGAAGUCUGCAGGCAAUUGGCAGAGAGAAAAAAGAGAUUUGAUGAGGAACAGCAUCUUCUGGCAGAAUUACAGCGUAACUUCAAUAAGUUUAUUUUAUGGUUAAAUGAAGCCAGCACUGUUGUCAGCAUUCCAGCUGAGUCAGGAAAUGAAUAUCAGUUAAAAGCCACCCUUCAAAAAGUAAAGUUAAUAGUGGAAGAACUACCUUCACGCAAGGGAAUACUGAACCAAUUAAAUGAAGCUGGAGGAAAAGCACUCAGUAGUGUAUCACUGACCCCUGAAGUAAAACAUAACCUUGACAGUAGACUCAAAGAGGCUAACCAUCGCUGGAUAAAGGUAUCCAAAGAUCUGCCUGAGAAAGAGAAAGAAAUUGAAUGUAUGUUAAAUAACUUGAAUCAAUUUGAACAACAGUUAACUCAGCUAAGAUUGUGGCUUACUCCCAUCAAGGAUCAGUUAGUACUAUACAAUCAAGUGGAUCAGCCUGGAACUUUUGACAUUAAGGGAAUUGAAGCAACUGUAAAAUGUAAACAGCCAGAUGUGGAAGGAAUUCUGUCUAAAGGGCGUCAUUUAUAUAAAGAAAAACCAGCUACUCAACUAGUAAUGAAAAAAAUGGAGGAUUUAAACACUGACUGGAAAACAGUAAAUCAUUUAAUCCAAGCACGAAAAGAAAAGCCAAGGUCUGCAGUUCCAGUUGAAUCUUUUGGGGCUGAAACUCUAGUAUCCAAGGAAACUACCAUCUCCAAACAAGAAAUGCCAUCAUCUUUGCUUCUAGAGGUACCAGCCCUGGCUGAUUUUAAUAAGGCAUGGGCAGAUCUCAGUGACUGGCUUUCUCUGUUGGAUCGAGUGAUACAAUCCCAUAUAGUUACUGUCGGUGAUCUUGCUGAAAUCAAUGACAUGAUCAUCAAACAAAAGGCAACAUUACAAGAUCUGGAACAAAGGCGCCCACAGCUUGAAGAAUUAAUAACAACAGCCCAGAAUCUGAAAAAUAAAACUAGCAAUCAAGAGGCUCGAACAAUCAUCACUGAUCAAAUUGAAAAAAUACAAAACCAGUGGGAUGAAGUGCAAGGUCACAUUCAGAACCGAAGGCAACAGUUACAUGAAAUGUUGAAAGAUUCAACACAAUGGUUGGAAGCAAAGCAAGAAGCUGAGCAAAUACUAGAAUGUGCCAAAAUGAAGGUUGGAACAUGGAAGGAUAUUUCUUAUACAGUGGAAGGACUAAAGAAACAAAAUGCUGAGCUCAAGGCAACCCCGAGAAAUAGAAGGAAAGAGCCCUUGUUUAAGAUUGUGGAAGUGACGAUUGGAAAUGUUGGAGAGCGAGAGGCUUCAUUGGAAGCAGCCCUAAGGCUUUUGCAACAAUUCUACUUAGAUCUGGAACAGUUUCUUGCUUGGCUUACAGAAGCAGAAACCACUGCCAAUAUCCUACAGGAUGCUACAUGUAAAGAGACAAUUGUAGAAGAUGCUCAAGGAGUACAGGAGCUAACGAGGCAAUGGCAGGAGCUUCAGAAAGAAAUUGAAACCCAUACAGAUAUCUUCCAUAGCUUGGAUGAAAAUGGACAGAAAAUCUUGAGGUCACUUGAAGGUUCUGAUGAUGGUGCCUUAUUGCAGAGACGCCUGGAUAACAUGAACUUCCGAUGGAGUGAACUUCGGAAAAAAUCUUUAAAUAUCAGGUCUCAUCUAGAAGCCAGUUCUGAUCAGUGGAGACGUCUACACCUUUCUCUUCAGGAACUUCUGGCAUGGCUGCAGUUGAAAGAAGAUGAGCUAAAGCAACAGGCACCAAUUGGUGGUGAUCUUCCCACUGUACAAAAGCAGAAUGAUAUCCAUAGGGCCUUUAUGAGGAAACUAAAAAUGAAAGACCCUAUUAUCUUGAAUGCACUUGAAACAGCCCGAAUAUUCAUAUCUGAAAAGCCUCUGGAAGGACUGGAGAAGUUUUACCAGGAUCCGAGAGAGCUGUCUCCAGGUGAAAGAGCCCAGAAUGUGACUCGGUCCCUGAAGAAGCAGGCAGAUGAUGUUAAAACAGAAUGGGAUAAACUGAAUCUACAAUCUGCAGGCUGGCAAAAAAAGAUUGAUGAAGCCCUUGAAAGACUACAAGAGCUUCAUGAGGCAAUGGGUGAUUUCGAUCUAAAACUUCAUCAGGCAGAAACUGUCAAAGAGUCUUGGCAGCCAGUUGGGGAUUUGCUCAUUGACUCACUGCAGGAUCAUCUCGAUAAACUGAAGGUCUACCAAGGAGAAAUUACACCUCUUAAAGAGAACCUGAACAAUGUUAAUGGCUUAGCUCAUCAGUUUACCUCAUCUGAGAUUCCACUUUCUCCAUAUAUGCUCAACCAGCUAGAAGACCUGAAUGGAAGAUGGAAAUUCCUGCAGUUGUCCAUUGAUGAACGUAUCAGGCAGCUGCAUGAGGCCCACCGAGAUUUUGGCCCCACUUCUCAGCACUUUCUUUCCACUUCUGUCCAGGGCCCAUGGGAAAGGGCUAUAUCACCAAAUAAAGUGCCCUACUACAUAAAUCAUGAGACGCAAACUACUUGCUGGGAUCAUCCUAAAAUGAUAGAGCUCUACCAGUCUUUAGCUGAUUUGAACAAUGUUCGAUUCUCAGCAUAUAGAACUGCCAUGAAGCUCCGAAGACUACAGAAAGCUCUCUGUUUGGAUCUUUUGAAUCUGUCUGCUGCAUGCGAUGCCUUGGAUCAGCACAACCUCAAACAGAAUGACCAACCAAUUGAUAUACUUCAGAUCAUUAACUGCUUGACUACCAUUUAUGAUAAAUUGGAACAAGAGCACAAUAACCUAGUCAACGUCCCUCUAUGUGUAGAUAUGUGCCUCAACUGGCUUUUGAAUGUUUAUGACACGGGUCGAACUGGAAGGAUCCGAGUCCUGUCUCUUAAAACUGGUAUAAUUUCAUUGUGUAAAGCACAUUUGGAAGAUAAAUACAGAUAUCUGUUCAAGCAAGUAGCUAGUCCCACUGGAUUCUGCGAUCAACGUCAUCUGGGUCUCCUCCUACAUGACUCUAUCCAGAUUCCAAGGCAGCUGGGAGAAGUUGCUUCUUUUGGUGGCAGUAAUAUUGAACCCAGUGUUAGGAGUUGUUUUCAGUUCGCAAAUAACAAACCUGAAAUUGAAGCAGCUCUUUUUCUGGAUUGGAUGAGACUUGAACCACAAUCAAUGGUAUGGCUUCCAGUUUUACAUAGAGUGGCAGCUGCUGAAACUGCCAAACAUCAGGCCAAGUGCAACAUCUGUAAAGAAUGUCCAAUUAUUGGAUUCAGAUACAGAAGCUUAAAGCACUUUAACUAUGAUAUCUGCCAAAGUUGCUUCUUUUCUGGCCGAGUUGCAAAAGGUCAUAAGAUGCACUAUCCAAUGGUGGAAUAUUGUACACCAACUACUUCAGGAGAAGAUGUCCGUGACUUUGCCAAGGUAUUAAAAAAUAAAUUCCGAACCAAAAGAUACUUUGCAAAACAUCCAAGAAUGGGUUAUUUGCCUGUACAAACAGUGUUGGAAGGAGACAACAUGGAAACUCCUAUUACUCUGAUCAACUUCUGGCCAGUAGAUUCUGCGCCUGCUUCAUCCCCUCAGCUUUCACAUGAUGAUACGCAUUCACGCAUUGAGCAUUACGCUAGCAGGCUAGCAGAAAUGGAGAACACCAAUGGAACAUAUAUGAAUGAUAGCAUUUCUCCUAAUGAGAGCAUAGAUGAUGAGCAUUUGCUAAUCCAGCACUACUGCCAAAGUUUAAACCAGGAAUCACCACUCAGUCAACCUCAAAGUCCUGCUCAGAUUUUAAUUUCUUUAGAAAGUGAAGAAAGAAGUGAGCUGAAGAGAAUCUUUGCAGACUUGGAGGAAGAAAAUAGAAACCUGCAGGCAGAAUAUGACCGGUUGAAGCAGCAACAUGAUCACAAAGGACUAUCUCCACUGCCAUCCCCGCCUGAGAUGAUGCCCAAUUCACCACAGAGUCCAAGAGAUGCUGAACUCAUUGCAGAAGCCAAGUUGCUUCGUCAACACAAAGGUCGCCUAGAAGCCAGGAUGCAGAUCCUAGAGGAUCACAACAAACAGCUAGAAUCACAGCUACAUAGACUAAGACAGCUAUUGGAACAGCCUCAAGAUGCAAAGGUGAAUGGUACAACCCAGUCUUCUCCUACCUCAGUACAGAGGUCGGAAAAUAAUCAGCCAAUGCUUCUCCGUGUUGUUGGUAGUCAGACUACAGAAUCUAUGGGUGAGGAUGAUCUACUAAGUCCUCCCCGGGCCACAAGCACAGGGUUAGAAGAGGUCAUGGAACAGCUUAACAGUUCCUUCCCAAGUAUAAGAGGCAACAAUGUAGUUAGCCUUUUCCACGUGGCAGAUGACCUGGGCCGAGCAAUGGAAACCUUAGUGACAGUGAUGACUGACAACUAAUUAGUAGAAUAACAAGUUCUGUUUUACAACUUCAGGCAUAACCUGCAUGGUUUUUAUAAUAUUCAUAUGAGAAAGAAUUAGACUGUAAGAGUUUACAUGAAAACAAAUCUAUAUUUUUGUGAAGGAUAGUGGUACUAUACUGUAGAUUUAAGUAGUUUCCUAAGUCUGUUAUUGUUUUGUUAACAAUGGCAGGUUUUACACAUCUAUGCAAUUGUACAAAACAAAAAAAAAACUACAUGUAAAAUCUUGACAGCUAAAUAACUUGCCAUUUCUUUAUAUGGAACGGAUUUUGAGUUGUUUAAAAAAAUUUAUAGCUAUUAUAAAGAAAGGCUGUAAACGAAGUGUGCUUUAUAAAAAUGUUUAUAUAAAUCCCCAGAAAAACACAGAAAAAAAAUGAGACAGUGCAUUUGUUUAGCAUCACUUCAACUUGGUAAUUAUACCCAACAGAUAUUCAUGUUCUGUGUUCUUUUCCUUAAAGUCAAACAGAAUUUCUGCAACAUCAGUCAGCCUACAUUUCUUCUUGCAUCUGACUAGCUCUUGCUUUAAAAUUAUUAUUUUCCAAAACUUCCAGUUGAUGCAGUUUUCCAUGUCCUGAGCAAGUCUUACUAGAAUUAUCCAGCUAGAUGGCAAUAAUAUGAAAGAGCACAUUACAUGACAAAUAUCAGAAUUUGCAGAAAGUAAGACAAAUUGAACCUAUAUUCUAAGCUCUUGUUAUUUCCUCUCUACUUUGGAUCUGAAUGUUAAAAGUAAACACAAAAUAGAAAUUGCCUUAUUGGAUUAUAUCAGUGGGCUUAGGUGUCCUUAUCCUGCCUCUGGCACUGGCCAGCACCUUAAUGUUUCAAAGUAAAAAUACAAUUUGCUUUCAUGCCCUGUGAUGCCACUUUUUAUCAGAUAUUCUGCAUCUGUGUGUGUAUUAGGAUGAAGACUUGUCUAUAGAUACUAGUCUGUGAUCUGCUUAAUCUUUAGAUUAUUCAUAUUAUUAUUUAAUAUUUCAUUUUUAUAGAAGAAGUAUUGAGUAUUGAAAAUUGCCUAAAUAUUUUAAAACACACAAAGCACUAGUUUUUGCCUUGUAACAAAUUCCAAGGAGCCACACAAGUUUCACACCAACAGUAAUAAAACUGAAUAGUGUGGCACAAUGGUAAACAUCAACUCUAUCAGCUGCUUAAAGUAGCCACACUGCUUCAUGAGAAGCUGGUUGUCCAAAAUGAAAUCCAGCAAUCCUACUCUACAAGUAAUGUCGCACAAUUAACAAUGACUCGGGAGAGGGAUGGUAGAAAACAGAUGUUAGAAAACAGUCUCUCAAGUUUACUAUUAUAAAAUGUUGAGGUGCUGUUAACAAAACCUUCACCGUUUUCUUUUUUUCCACCAGCCUUUAAUUCCAUUGUCUAAAGACAGAUUUUUACCAUCUAAUACAUUUUAAUACUUUGCAAAAGUUAAAUCUGUUACUUCUUGUAUGGUAUGAUUAAAACCAGGGGAAAAUAUAUAUAUUUUUAAUGCUAGUUAACAUUCAACAUGGUAGUCAUGUUAUUUCUACCUCACUUUUGUUUUAUGGUGUUCCUGACAAUUAUGUAGAGAAGGUAUGCAUCAUCAACCACUUAUCCAUUGUGUAAACUGGUGUUCUUUUAAUACCAAUACAGUAUAAAACAUUUAAAAUUUAGUAACUCGCAAAGAAAGUCCAUACAUUUUCAUGCUUUUUAAAAGACUUUGAGCACAAUUCAGUCUAGAAUGAGCACAGUGAUUACCCACAAAUAAAUUAGUCUAGAGUUUUAAAAAACCCUAUUUCCUACUCUUUCUUUAGUGAGUCUCAUGUGCAUCUCCCUGAAACAACAAAUUUCCUUUUUCAUUCAGGAAUGUUUUCUUCACUUCUGGGGAUUCACACUAAGAUGAUUAUUAAAAGGCUCUGUUACAUCCUAUACAAAUCCUUCUCUUUGCAAAGUCCGCACUAAUGCAAUGCUAGACUGAAUCAUAGGCUUAUUUACGAAUGAAUAACCUAUAUAUUUCAUAGCCUUUAUGUAAGAUUUUAUAGAUUCAAUUAUAGGAUGGGAUUAUUUUUUUCUUUUAUGCCUUUGUGUUUAAAGUUCUCUUUUAAAAGAUUUGAGACUAAUAGAGUGCACAACUAUUUUCAUCAGAGUUAUUUCUUUUUUAGACAUUAGAUUUGAAGUGGAUCUGUCAAAAAUAUUUAAAAGAGUUUAAGAGCUUUAUUGCUGCUUUUAAAGAGUUUCUUUGGAACUACUUCAUGUUCCUUAUAUCCAUACACUACUAAACUAUAAAACAUUUUCAGCAUAACCGAAUAAUGUCUGGCAUAUUAUACCCUUUUCAUGCAGUACUGAUUUAUUACUUGGGUAUCAUAUAUUGUGUUCUAAUAUCAACACUGUAACAUUUACUAAUUAUUUUUAUAAACUUCAGUUUUACUGCAUUUUUCACAACAUAUUGAAUUUCACCAAAUAUAUGCCUUACUUACUGUAUUAUAUACUGCUUUACUGUGUAUAUCAAUAAAGCACGUAA